Messenger RNA from Dimorphilus gyrociliatus, 1912 nucleotides. The record is from the annotation of a GenBank genome assembly. NCBI's taxonomy places the organism in Eukaryota, Metazoa, Annelida, Polychaeta, Dinophilidae.
AAACAACCGUAUCCGCCAUUAUUGUUAUUAUCGUCCGGAAUACGAUGGAUUUGAAAGCCGCUUUUCGCACACUAUCGGCCCUUUAAAAACCGAAUAAACGCGAUGGUUUGGUAAGAAUCGACAUCGAAAACGGCAGAAUUGGCAUAAAUUCCGGAAAGAUUGGCAAAAACGGCCGAAAAUCGGCGUUUCCAGCCGUGGACGAGUCAACUGGGACUUGACAGGGGUGUUCGGUAUGAGUAAGCUUUCGUUCCGUACCCGCAAUUUAGACGCUCAGAAACAAAUGGGCGUCUAUAUUCGCGAUGAAAUUCCUGAUAUGGUCGCAGAUUUCGCGGUUAUCAGCCGCGCUGUACCGCAAAUGCCUACUGGCAUGGAAAAAGAAGAGGAAGCGGAGCAUCACCUUCAGAAAGCAUUGUCCGCCCAGCAGAUCCACGGCACGACGGAGAAUCGUGUUAUACCGACGCCCGAAAUACAUGAAAUCCUCGAACGCUAUGAAAAACUAUAUAGAACCGAUUGGAAAUGUCCAAAACAAUAUAUUCAUUUACAAGCAUGGGGGGUAGAUCAAGAAGAGGUUGAUUAUGAUAUGGACGAAGAAGAUGAAACUUGGCUAAGGAAUGAGGUACGGAAGUUCGAUUUGACCAGCGACAAAUUUGAGAGGAUGAUGGAUCGAUUAGAGAACGCCAGUGGACAAGUGGUUGUGAGUCUGAACGAGGCCAAGAUGCUCUUAAAAGAAGAUGAUGAACUAACAAUAGCCGUUUAUGAUUAUUGGCUUAGUAAAAGAUUAGCUAAUCAAGCUCAAACUCUCAUUGCCAAAGUUAAAACAGACAAAAGGGAUGGUACUGGCUCCAGUGAUCCUUAUGUUGCGUUUCGACGGCGAACCGAAAAAAUGCAAACCCGAAAAAAUAGAAAAAAUGACGAAGCGUCGUUUGAGAAAAUGAACAAAUUACGACGAGAUAUAAAGAAAGCUUUGACAAUUAUUGAUUUAGUAAAACGACGGGAAAAGAGUAAAAAAGAGCUUUUAGAGUUUACCAAGGAGGUAUUCGAAAAACGGUACUAUUGCGAGGAUUAUAACGGCGAAUUGGUUGCCGAAGCAAAGAAACAACGAGUGGAAAAACGUCCAAUGUUUAAUUUAACUCAGUCUUACCAGUGGCCUAUUUCUUGGCAAAAUGAAUGGAAUGAGGAAACAACUCAGGCUCCGGCCAGAAAGAAAAGAAAGUACGAGAAGAAGAGGCGUAUUAAUCAUCAUUCUGCAGAGAGAUUACCACAAUAUAAUGAUUAUGACGAUUUCGUUGUAUCAGAAGAAGAGAGUGUUAGCUCUGAGGAAGAGGAGGAGGUUGAUGGUACUUUCUCAUUUAGGAGAAAACCUGGUAGCAAAUAUCUGGCACCAGUUUACGAACCAUGUGAACGAUUUGCUUGGACUGCUCCUGAAGAUGGAGGGGUUGGUGACGAAAGAUUUAGAUUUUCAUUGGUUUCAUUUGAUAAACCGAGAAGGCAUUGUGUUGGCUAUGUAAGGAGGAGAAUUGGCAGAGGCGGCAGGGUGGUAUUCGACAGAGCGAGAACGGAAUGGGACCAAUACUGUAGGAGUAAAGAUAUAGGGAAGGACAUAAAAUCACAUUAUAGCAAUUGUGAACAUCGAAGCGUCCCGACAGCAUCUAUUUCGAACGUGUCCAGUUUUGGAACGCAUAAAGACGAUCUAAUCAAAGCGGAAAGUGCUUCCAGGGAGAAGCAAAUUAACAGCUCGAUUGUUAAAGAUUGUAACGAAUCCGAUAAUCGGUUAACACCGAUUGACAGGGACACCGUGAGAAAUACGAUUGCCUGUUUGAGUGUUCAAAAUAGUCGAACUGCCGCCUUGAAAAUUAACUUAAAUAAGAGAGCGCCUGCAGAAUUGGUCGAAUCGGCUAAUUGUAUCUUUUAG